GAUGGCCGCAUCCCAAGCCGGCUGGCCUCCAUUUCCAGCACAAGUACUUCUCCUGCCUGUUACUGAUCUUCCUCAUCGAGCUCGUGGCUGGGGUCUUGGCCUACGUCUACUACCAACGGCUGAGCGACGAGCUGAAGCAGCACCUGAGCCGCACCAUGACGGAGAACUACAGGCAGCCGGGGAAGGAGCCCGUCACGCUGGCCGUCGACAGCCUCCAGCAGGACUUCAAGUGCUGCGGAAGCAACAGCUCCAGCGACUGGCUGUUCAGCGCCUACACGGCCUUGCCGGAUGCGGAGGGCAGAGUGGUCCCAGAUAGCUGCUGCAAGACCGUGACUCUGCACUGCGGGCGCAGGGACCACCCCUCCAACAUCUACAAGGUGGAGGGCGGCUGCAUCACCAAGCUCGAGCGGUUCCUCUCCGAUCACCUCUUGAUCAUUGGGGCGGUAGGAGUCGGGGUGGCCUGUCUGCAGCUGGUUGGAGCUCUCCUGACUGCCUGUUUUAUCUAUCUGCUCUAUAAAGAAGAGGAGGAAGACUUCUCGUACGUGUGAUUGUUCUGCCUGCGUGCGGGUCGGCACGACGGGGACGGGCCCAGGUCUGUGGAAUGAUUUUCUUACUCGUUGCCUGUACAGAAGAUCUAAGUUGGAGGCGUCCUGAAGAAUCCGGCACCUCUGUGUCUCUCAGGGCCAUGAAUUACCUCCUGGUAUCGAUCGUCACGUUUCGAUCGUCACGUUUCGAUCGAGCUUCUCGUCUGCAGGUUUUUCUUCACCAUUGUGCCGUUCACUUAUUUAUCGCUUAAUAUUUAAUGAGGCCUUUUUUAAUAGCUCUUUGAAUACUUAUAAAUAUCAGUGCUGGAUUCUAUUCUUUGUCCAAGCUUGGCUCGUCUUAGCAACAGUGCCGAUCGCAAUAACGUGGUGACCACAUUGCGGUUAAUACCCAAAACCACACUCUUUGUUGUUCAAAGAGGAUUCAGCAACCCAUGGUUGUGUAAUCAAAAGGUCCGACACAAGAACACAGUCAUGGAAUCAAGGGAAUCAAGUGUGUUUAUUUGAUGGCUACGUCUCUGGCAGCUCCAUGUGCAUGUUUAUUAGUUUUUAAUCACUAUCUGAGCUUACAGUACACGCUUAUCAUUUCAAAAUUGAACGAUCAAAAGUGAAACGUAACUAUUGCCGCAUAUCAUAGAUACUCGCAUUAGCUGGGCUGCUCUUUUCAUAUUUUAUGGUUUGGUUUGUUUUGUCACCCCUCCGAAUGUAAAACUUUAAAGGGAGGAUUUUCGAGGUUUUAAUCAGCUACAUAAGCCUUUCAUGUUAAUCACGAACAUUUGUGUUUGUUAUGGGAACAAAUACUAAACCAAAUUAAAUGAAUUUCUGAACAGGACCUGGAGAAUAAUGAGUUCUGGAAGGUAAAAUUAAAGGCAGAACUGAAGCUCAGUAUCAGCACAAAUCUCGCCGUGCCAGAGUAUACAGGCUCCUGGCAGAGUGCAUUAAAUAUGCCAUAUUUGCCUCUUGCCUGCCAGUUAGCCUCCUGCUACCAGAGACGUCAGGGCAUGUCAGUAAACACUGUGGUGAUCUGUACUUUACAAGUAAAGUAAGUGGAUUCUGAGGCUCGAGGCCUCACGCUCCUGUUGGGCGACGGCCAGCGUGGCAUGAAGCGUGAUAUGAUGGAGAUAACUCCGGAUGAGCAAAGUCCAGCUCGUCUCCAUUGGGUGCAGACGUGUGAGUCUCCUCAGGAGAAUGAACCCAGUCUUGGGUUAAUAGCCAUGACACCUCAGGCGGUCCCUACAUCUUAUUCCACCCUGUAGGUCAUCUGGAUUCCUUUCCAAGACUUUCGCCCCAUAAACCCCCCCAUAAAGAGUUUUAAAAGCCCACUUCUGUGGCCACACAAAUCCCCUGUACUUUCUUAUGGUGUCUAUACCACUGUUCUCUGUCAUUUUCUUCAUGCUCUGAUUAAUUUGCGUCUCUCCACAGCCCACAGCCCCCAGCCCCCCCGUCUCUGCCUCUCUCCCCCCAUCUCAAAUUUAUAUUGAAACUACUUUAACAGCAUGAAAUACAUGUGUUGCCAAAGCAUAGUGAUUUAUAUUCAUAAAAAUAAUAUUAAUAAACAGAAUAAAAUGGAUUAUA
Molecule: messenger RNA, 2117 nt
Organism: Paramormyrops kingsleyae
Lineage: Eukaryota; Metazoa; Chordata; Actinopteri; Osteoglossiformes; Mormyridae
Source: RefSeq, a predicted model, not a curated record